Molecule: messenger RNA, 1845 nt
Organism: Oncorhynchus keta (chum salmon)
Lineage: Eukaryota; Metazoa; Chordata; Actinopteri; Salmoniformes; Salmonidae
Product: biogenesis of lysosome-related organelles complex 1 subunit 1
Exons: 4
Coding region: 203-580 (125 amino acids)
Biological process (GO): endosomal transport
Cellular component (GO): BLOC-1 complex
Source: RefSeq, a predicted model, not a curated record
UGGCCUAAUUCAACGUUUCUACUUCGGAAUGGAAAGCUGAUCCUAUAUAUUUGCCUACGAGAAACGCCAUUGAUCCUUCAUUACGUGGUCUGGUGUGACAACAGCUGUAAAUCCUACCAGCUCUCAUGUCCCUGCUAGAUAAAUGAAAAUACAUUACACAAUUAAAUUAAGCUAGUGAAAAAUAAAGUUAAAGGAAAAAAACAUGCUUUCUCGUUUAUUGAAGGAGCAUCAUGCAAAGCAAAACGAGAGAAAAGAACUCCAAGAGAGACGCAGACGAGAGGCAAUUGCAGCUGCCACCUGUCUAACAGAAGCCUUGGUGGAUCACCUUAAUGUUGGGGUGGCCCAGGCGUACGUGAACCAGAGGAAGCUGGACCACGAGGUGAAGACGCUACAGGUGCAGGCCGGCCAGUUCUCCAAGCAGACCUCUCAGUGGAUCAGUAUGGUGGAAGGCUUUAACCAAGCCCUGAAGGAAAUUGGUGAUGUGGAGAACUGGGCUCGCAGCAUUGAGGUGGACAUGAGAACCAUCGCCACAGCUCUGGAGUACGUACACAAGGGGCAGCUCACAUCAGCCUCUUCAUAGAUACGCUGAACCAUAACCUGGAACUAAUAGCCUGCUGCUAGCUUCAGUAGCCUGAUAGCCUGCCGCUAGCUUCAGUAGCCUGAUAGCCUGCCGCUAGCUUCAGUAGCCUGAUAGCCUGCCGCUAGCUUCAGUAGCUGAACGCUUUUACUGUGAGAGUGGUUGACUUACCACGGAUACCAGGAUUCUGUUUUUUUUUUUUUUUACAACUAAAAGCUGAUGAACCAUCUGAAAAGUUGAUUCAAGGCUUCAGUAAUGACUAAUGACUAAGGCUUUAAGGCUUGCCCAGUGUUCACGAGUGACACAUUGUGUUACAGUAGGAACAGUAUGUCUGUGGACAAAUAAACCAUUUUUAACAGAGCGCCAAUGACCCAUCUGCAACGUUGUUUUGUCCACAACCCUUUAAUUGUUAAAGGUCUGUACCGAAAUGUAUUGACUGUCGUGGAAAUAUCGGGAACUACUUGUCCACAGACCAGGUAUAAUGGGCAACAACUUCAGAUGGGUUCCAUGUGAAUUUAGCAACACUCAUAAUAAUGAUUUGGCUGUUUGUCCAGUCAAUCUGUGUAGGAGAACAAGACGAAGCAUAUUUAUCUAAUCCAUUGUAUGCCAUGUUUUAACUCAUCUUCUUUGGCAAAGGUCAAUAGUUCAGAUUGGUUUUAGUCUCUCUCUCUCUGGGGUACCAGUCUGGCAUUCUCUGAAGUUAUUCCAUUUUCCUAUUCCCAUGAGGAUGAAUAGGAUGUUGAAAAUGAUUAGCUAGUUAGCUAGGAUUAGCUAGCGAGACGUUGGAACAAAAGAGGUCUGUUUGUGAAAUAGUACCAUGGAGAAAUAGGAUUUAUUGGCUUGUAAUUGGUCGCCUGUUUAGAAGGAGAGACUUGUCUGGUAACUGCCAUCUCUCCUGGAUGACUAAAACCACGUGGUUAAACCAGCCUGAACGAUACGUUCACCAGUGACCUCCGUCUGGGGUUAAACGGGUGGCAUCUCUACCCUGUUUUUAAUUUAAAAAAGCAACGUUAAGUCUCUUGCUUCUUGAAAAACCUUUUGGGUCAAUUAAUCGUUCUCUCUCUCACGGUGUAUUUGUAGCCUGAGUGCCAGUCAGUUUCUGCUAUCGUACCGACUCAUUGUCACGCCAAACACAUUUAACCGCAAUGGAGUUGACGAGAGCACAAAGGGAUCUCGGGGAAUCAGGCUGUACGUGUCAAAUGCUUGUAUUUUAACUCUGUUUUGAUGUGACGUUUCUCUAUUCUUGAAUAAAGACAUUUUUAAAGUCA